Molecule: messenger RNA, 816 nt
Organism: Thermochaetoides thermophila DSM 1495
Lineage: Eukaryota; Fungi; Ascomycota; Sordariomycetes; Sordariales; Chaetomiaceae
Exons: 3
Coding region: 1-816 (271 amino acids)
Source: RefSeq, a predicted model, not a curated record
AUGGAGGGAAAAGAGGUUAGUGAUACAACCGUCGCCCAGAUAAAGCCAGAGAUCAUUCUCUUCCGAGGAUUCACUUGGACACUCCGCCAUGUUUGGUCUCCGUUUGUCGUCAAGCUCGAGGCACGCCUACGUUUUGCUGGCGUCCCUUAUAAGGCAGCGGCCGGCACGCCAAGGGAAGCACCUCGGGGAAAGGUGCCAUACAUUCAACUGGGAAAUAACCCCGCGCUGAUCGGCGAUUCGACAAUCAUUAUCCGCACGUUGAUCGAUCAGGGAAUCAUGCCGGACUUAAACAAGGAGCUAUCAGGAGAGGACAAGGCACGAGACUUAGCUAUUAGAGCACUCUUGGAAGACAAAUUGUACUUUUUCCUGGUUCGAGAGCGCUGGGAAGACAACUACUACAAAAUGCGCGAUGGAGUUUUGGAGCCUCUGCCUUACCCGGUCCGCAUGGUUGUCGGCUACCUCGUCCAUCGCAGGACCAUGGAGAUGUUAUACGGCCAAGGCGUUUUGCGUUACACCAAAGUGGAGGCUGCAGCACUGCGUCGUGAAAUAUGGGAAGCUAUUGCUGAAAUGCUUAAGGAGUCACAAUCCAAGCUUGUGCUGCAAGGAGCAUGUCAUGAUAUUCUUAAGCCGUUUUGGAUCCUGGGGGGACAGAAUCCUACCGAGGCCGAUGCAGUUGUCUUUGGCUUCAUUGUUUCCAGCCUGGUUUGUGAGGCGGGCCCCGAGACAGCAAACAUGAUACGGAGCUUUCCUGUGCUUUUGCAAUACGCCACCGCAAUUCACGACACGUAUUUCAAUGAGUAUCAGGGCUGGAAAUAG